AUGGCUCGCAUACGCUCCAAGAUACUCUAUGUAGAAAAGCAUGUGUCCAUAUAUACGAUUCCUGCGGAAGAAUUGCAAGCGAACGAGCUGGGAGAUCUAGGUCUCGAUCUUGACAGAGUAAGCCAAGGAGAACGAGAUCGCGACUUUGGGGCUUCUUCUUCUGCACCAGUACAGAUUUGGUAUGGAUCUUUGAAGGUUGUACAGGAGGAAUUGGAUGAAGAUGAUGAAGAAUAUAGAGAUGUAGAUGUAGACAGUAUAAAUAAAGACGAAACCGUAGCUGGCACGAAUCCAAGAAAGCCCUUCCACACAAUUAAAUUGAAAUUGGUGUUCUUUAACAAAAUCGCAGAUGAGUUUGUUCCCUGGGCUGAAGUUUGGUACAACCCAUUGGACAAGCCUUUGGAUUAUUUCUCCAUUGCAAAGAACGGUGAGGAGACAAUCCUGUUGAUCCUGGACACCUGCCAAAAAUUUAAAGUCAUAGCUCAAUUCCCUGGCACGGGCUACCACCCCAUCGAGGGUUCCCCUGAGGGGAGUGAGAAGGAUGAAAUAACUCAAGUUGCAUUGGAAUUGAGAUUUUCCGAGGUUGAUCAAGGCUUGUCAUUUCUUGAAGCCUUGGAUAAGUACCACGUAAAUUACUCCAGCGUGGUGGACUCGUAUCUCUAUGAGCUGCAAUUGGCAGGAAAGACUGCAAGUUUAACCUUGGAUAGCAGUGAUCUAGAAGAGGAGCAAGAGGAAGACGACUUUGGGGACUUCGUAGCAGCAUAG
Molecule: messenger RNA, 762 nt
Organism: Dujonia railenensis
Lineage: Eukaryota; Fungi; Ascomycota; Pichiomycetes; Serinales; Debaryomycetaceae
Source: the annotation of a GenBank genome assembly